Gadus macrocephalus (Pacific cod) is the source of this 1555-nucleotide messenger RNA. RefSeq names its product inactive pancreatic lipase-related protein 1-like. NCBI's taxonomy places the organism in Eukaryota, Metazoa, Chordata, Actinopteri, Gadiformes, Gadidae. Gene Ontology annotation, molecular function: triacylglycerol lipase activity; protein binding. The transcript is spliced from 13 exons. Bases 100 to 1512 code for a protein of 470 amino acids. Gene Ontology annotation, biological process: lipid metabolic process. The record is from RefSeq and is a predicted model, not a curated record.
GCUGUGGGUUUCCCAUUCUCGUUUGGGGAAGAAAACACCUGGUUGCUCUAUAAAAAGGUCCCCUGCUUAUAUUCAGAGUGUUGGAUCUAUUGCUCAGAGAUGACACAGAUUUGGGUUCUUGGUGCGGUCCUCUGCCUGUUUGGCUCAGCAUAUGCUGAUGAGGUUUGUUACGAUGGCUUGGGCUGCUUUAGCGACUUGCCGCCAUGGGGGGGCACCAAAGAGCGCCCCCUCGCCAAACUGCCCUGGGUGCCGGGCAUGAUCGAAACGCGCUUCCUCCUCUUCACCCCGAAGAACAAGUACUACCACGAGAUCAAGGCAGACGCAAAAAUAAUGAAGGUCACCAACUACAACAAGCUCAAGGCAACACGCUUCAUCAUCCCAGGAUACCUGGAGGCCAAGGACGAGGACUGGGCCCAGCAUAUGUGCAAGGACAUGCUCAAGUGGGACAGUGUGAACUGCAUUGCGAUGGAGUGGAAGGCUGGCGUUAGAGCGCCGUACGCCCAGGCCGCAAACAACGCCAGGGUGGUGGCGGCCCAGGUGGCCCACAUGAUCAACUUCCUCAUGGGCAACUACAAGCAGACGGCCGAUAAGUUCCACAUUAUCGGACACAGCCUGGGCGCACACGCCGCUGGCGAGGUCGGCAGACUGGUCCCCAAUCUCGCACGAAUCACCGGUUUGGAUCCCGUGGAGCCAUACUUCCAGGGAGCUAGCCGCGACGUGCGCCUGGAUACUAGCGACGCCGCCUUCGUAGACGUGAUUCACACUGAUUCACUACCGUUCACUAAAAACAAGCUUGGUCUAGGGAUGUCUGGGAACAUGGGCCAUAUUGACUUCUACCCCAAUGGAGGGGAGCUGAUGCCUGGCUGCAGCAAGAACAGCGGCAGCCCCAGCAAUCUGGACGGCAUCUGGGAAGGCAACGUGAACUUUGACGGCUGUAACCACGCACGGGCUUACCAGUACUACAGCGAGAGCACAGUGAAGGCCCACGGCUUCGUGGCCUACCCCUGCCCCGACAAGGAAAGCUUCGCCGCUGGAAUGUGCUUCCCAUGUACCGGGGCCUCCUGUCCCCUGAUGGGUCAGUCAGCUAUCAAGUUCAACCUGACCUCUGUCCCCACCGGGACCAAGUUCUUCCUCACCACAGGAAAAAAAGAGCCUUUUGGUCGGUACAGCUACAGAGCCAAGGUCCUGCUGGAAGGAUCCGUCUGGCCCAACCCUGGCUUCAUGUAUAUCUCCCUGAAGGGAGACCGCGAAGAGACAGAGUCUAUCCAGCUCCAUGUGGGCAUGCUGUCUCCAGGGUUCUAUGAGUUGCUCAUCAACACCGACAAGGAUGUAGGCGAGAUCAAGGAGAUGACCUUCCAAUGGAACAACCAUAUCUUUAACCCCAUUAAGCCCACAUACAGUGCCUCCAGAAUCGAGCUGGUGCGCGGGAAGGACAAUAAGACAUACAACUUCUGUGGCGGGGAUAGGGUGGGGGAAAAGGUCAUCCAGUCCGUGCCGCCGUGCAAGACAUAGUCUGCCACUACAACCUUUACAAUAAAACCAUCUUUAUGUUGAA